Messenger RNA from Rhodotorula graminis WP1, 1347 nucleotides. RefSeq lists its product as uncharacterized. Gene Ontology annotation, molecular function: copper ion binding; DNA-binding transcription factor activity, RNA polymerase II-specific; RNA polymerase II cis-regulatory region sequence-specific DNA binding. Bases 1 to 1347 code for a protein of 448 amino acids. The record is from RefSeq and is a predicted model, not a curated record. Gene Ontology annotation, cellular component: nucleus. NCBI's taxonomy places the organism in Eukaryota, Fungi, Basidiomycota, Microbotryomycetes, Sporidiobolales, Sporidiobolaceae. Gene Ontology annotation, biological process: positive regulation of transcription by RNA polymerase II; intracellular iron ion homeostasis; intracellular copper ion homeostasis. The transcript is spliced from 5 exons.
AUGGUCCUCAUCGACGGCACAAAGUACGCAUGCCAGCAGUGCAUAAAGGGUCACCGCAGUUCAAAGUGCACUCACACGGCCCGCCCGCUCACCGAGAUCAAGAAAAAGGGCCGCCCGACCUCGCAGUGCACCCACUGUCGCCAACUGCGCAAGACCAAGUCGGUCCACGGUCGCUGUGACUGCGCCGCACGCGACGCCGAGCAGAAAGCCUCGCCGCGCCUGCUCCCGAACGGCCUCGUCGACGCCGUCUCGACGCCCGAGCCUGAGGGCGGCAGCAGCAGCUUCACGACGACCGAGCCCUCUGGAGUGACGCGUCUCCUCAACCCGUGCAACUGCCUCCGCGGCGGCAAGUGCACCUGCUGCUCGGUCGUCAAGCGCUCGGCGCCCAAGCCGUUCCCGGGCGACGAGGCGGCGCCCGUCGCGUCGACCUCGUCCAGCGCCGGCGGCGGGUGCUGCUCGUCGUCGCGCACCAUCACCAACGACGACGACGACGGCGGCGGCGACUACUUCCACGACCCUGUGCCGCCCGCCAUCGACUUUUCGCGCGACAUCCCCGUCUCGACGCCCUCGCCGGGCUCCUCCUCGCACCUCGCCUUCCCUCCCACCACCGCGCCUCUUCCUCCUCCUCCUCCCUCAACAACAGCAACGACCCCGUCGGACGCCCUCUUCCUCCUCCCCGCGACGCACGGCACCCACGCGUGCUUCUGCGGCCCGACGUGCGCUGGCGGUGGCAUGACCGCGCCGCCCAUGUCGGGCAUCGAGCUCCCCUCGCUGUGGGCGCACGGCGCCGCGCUCCCCUCGUCCACGUCCUCGUCGUCGGCCGACCCCUUCCUCACCUCGACCUCGACCUCGACCCCGAACUCGACCUCGCCUGGCACCACCACGCCCCUCCCCUCGCUCCGCACGCUCUACCCCGCACUCCUCGACCUCGAGCUCGGCGACCCCACCACCACCACCUUUGCCGCCGGCACCGCGCCCGCCCCGCCGGCGCCGGCGAGCGAGUCCUUCGAGGACGCCGCCGCCGCGCUCGCGCUCGCGCUCGGCCUCGGUGACCAAGGAGGGCCUCGUCCUCAAUUCCGCGCCGACUGCUCGGCCGUGUACCUCGCCGAACCGCUCGACGAUGCGUGCGGCGGCGCGGCGGGGGCGGGAGGAGGGACGAGCGGUGCGGAGGAGGACGACGACGAGGGGUGCCACUGCUCGAGUGCGUGUGGGUGCCGGGGCGGGGCCAACGGUGGCGGAGGAGCGGUGGCGCAGAAGCAGAUGCAGGAGCAGGAGCAGGAGAAGGAGGAGAGGGAGGCCGAGAUGAGGCGCGUCGCGCAGCUCGCGGCGCUCGGGGCGUUUGGGUGA